This is a messenger RNA of Cyprinodon tularosa, 1247 nucleotides long. RefSeq names its product putative methyltransferase DDB_G0268948. The transcript is spliced from 6 exons. Gene Ontology annotation, molecular function: S-adenosylmethionine-dependent methyltransferase activity. The record is from RefSeq and is a predicted model, not a curated record. The coding region runs from base 201 to 1022 and encodes 273 amino acids. NCBI's taxonomy places the organism in Eukaryota, Metazoa, Chordata, Actinopteri, Cyprinodontiformes, Cyprinodontidae.
UACUGCUGAAUCAUGGUACUAUGAUAGUCAGUGUGGAGAUGCAGCAAAAGCUUUUGCUUCUCUCUCGUUUAGUUUGAGAUAAUUUGUUUCCUUCUGAAUUCAGGAACUUCAGAUUCCUUUGUCUAUUCUCCAGUCUGGAUUGAUGCCUUUUACUCUUAUUUUUUCCCUCCACUCUGGUGCCCAUUGUUUUUACUAAAAAGAUGGCUGUGCGGCUUUUUGAAGGCAAGGAUCAUGCAUCCUCUUACCUGCAGUACAGAGUGGCCCCACAUGAAAUGGUCAGUGUAAUAAUGAGCUACAUGGAGAAAAGGAAACCAAAGAGGUCCGAACUUGCUGUCGAUGUUGGCUGCGGUCCAGGGCAAGUGACUGUCCUCUUGGCACCAUACUUCAACAAGGUGGUCGGGACAGACGUCAGCCAGGCAAUGAUAGACAGGGCAUUGGCCAAAAGCAAUCCACCAAACACUUCUUACAGACAGUCCCCUGCAGAGGAGUUACCAUUUACAGCUGGCGAGGUGGACCUUGUGACGGCCAUGACGUCGGCCCACUGGUUCGAUCGACCGCGGUUCCUCCAGGAGGCCGACAGGGUGCUCAGGCCUGGAGGCUGCCUUGCACUCCUGAGCUACACCAUGGACAUGAACCUUGAAUAUGGAGAUGUUUCGGACGCCCUUAAUGACAUCUGCCAGGAGUUCUACGCUGCCUUGCUGCCCUACAGAAGUUUUUAUUUAGGACCAAGCUCCAAGAAGCUCUACUUUGACAUGUUUAACUCUUGCUCUUACCUGGACAAGGAAUGGAAUGAGUCCUGCCAAGUAAGACGGACCCUUUCGGUCAGUGGGUUUAUAGGCAUGGUGGAAACUUUCUCUAGCUACCAGCAGCUAAAAAAAAAGGACCCAUCAGAAGCCGAACGUCUCUCAAAUAGCAUCCUGAACAAACUGCUGAGUGCCAUGAAUGCAUCCUCUCCCGACACAGAAGUGACGGUGAUAAUAAACUACUUUUACAUGCUGGCUUGCAAACCUUCAUCUGACUGAACCUCGAUGCCCUUAAACACAAAUCUUAACGCACACCUCAUUCAUUCACUGCAAUUAAGAUGGACAGAAAAGGAUCGUCCACUUUCCUUAAGGCCUCCUACAGCCAGUAAUAGUGAGAUUUAAUUGCCUGACAUAUUUUCAUAACGGCCUUUGGAGCGCAUUUAAAUGUUCUUGUUAACGUUUCACAUUGAGUAAUUCAUUAAAAGUCAAGGCUGGCGUAUUUUC